GCCUCUGCGCCUCAUAGACAUUUACAUGUGUAUGUAUGUAUGGACAAACUCGUAUGUGUGGAAAAAAAAUAACAAAAUCCUGGAACAAUUUAAAUUCUAUUUUGGAAAGUGCAAAUAUGACAAAGUCUGAAAAAUGUGCUCGAAUUAGCAAAGCCUUCGGAAGAAGAAGAGUUUGAGGCAGCAGCACUGGCGAUACGAGGAACAACUGCGAUUCAAUUGUCGAAAUGACAAACGCCAGCUGAAUGUGGAAGACGCAACUGACGUCAGAUCAUCGGAAUCGAACCUGUAGUCCAAGAACAAUCAAGGGAUUAGAGUAGCGUACACAAUUCACCAUGCGACGACCAAAAAUUUCGUUGAAAAAGUAUUUUUAUUUCACACUGAUCUGUGCUCUGCUGCUCAUAUAUGGUUUCAAUCUCAAGGAAUAUGAAAUAUGGAAGACCCGCAGUCCCCGAACAAUACAGACAACUACGCAGCAACAUCAGCAAAAGCCACAACAAUUUCCAGCCACGGAAGUGGACUGUUCCGAGGAGCUCAGCAAAACGCCUGAAACAUCUAGCUCUAAUCCAGCACCUUUACUCGCCACUUCGGCCUCACCAGCAGCGCCAGCACAAGGUCCAUCAGUGGACGGUCAGCAGACGGAGGAUGUCGAGGAUGAGGAAAUCGAGGCCGACCGAUAUCUGGAGCCGGAGCCAGAGCCGGCACCUGCUAAGCCUUGGUUCUUCCGCAAUGGUGAAUAUUAUCCCAGCCCAUCCAAGACCUACAGCAAUCGGCGAGAACGAAAGCGUUAUGCUCCCAAGCUGCUGCCGCAUCAGGAUUCGCACAACGACAGAAUUGUCAACCAGCUCAUGUACGUGCCACACAAUUAUGAGGUAAUCAAGGCUAGCGGCAAGCUGAAAACUAUCCUCCUUUACAACGGCCUGGGUCCGUGGAACGUGAAGAAGGGGCGCGAAGUCUUCCUGAACGCCAAGUGUCCGGUGGACACAUGCGAAUUAACUGCCAACCGAGACAUGGCCAGCACAGCCGAUAUGAUCCUCUAUAAAGAUCACUACAUUCCAACAGCAAUACGUCGCCCCAGCAAUGCCAAGCAGGUCAGCAUGCUCUACUAUCUCGAGUGUCCCUAUCACACUCAGAAUGUUAAGGCACCAGAUGCUAUCAACUGGACGGCCACCUACAGACGCGACAGCACCAUCGUUGCGCCCUAUGAGAAGUGGCAGUACUACGAUACCAAAGUGCAGCAGCAGGAGCAGGACCACAACUAUGCCGUGAACAAAACCAAGAAGGUGGCCUGGUUCGUGUCCAAUUGUGGCGCCAGGAAUGGCCGACUCCGGUAUGCCCACGAGCUGCAAAAACACAUCGAGGUUGAUAUAUAUGGUGCCUGUGGAAACUUCAAGUGCUCGCGUAGCACGGCAGACAAAUGCUUCGAGAUACUUGACAACGAUUAUAAGUUCUACCUGGCCUUCGAAAACUCCAACUGCAAGGACUACAUCACGGAGAAAUUCUUUGUCAAUGCCCUCAAUCGGCGGGUGCUGCCAAUUGUGAUGGGUGCCCGGCCGGAGGACUAUGAGGUGAGCGCCCCGCGUCGCUCUUACAUCCACGUGGAUGAGUUUGCCUCGCCCAAGGAGUUGGCCGAAUACCUGCGUAUUCUUGACGGAGACGACGAACUCUACAACUCGUACUUCAAAUGGAAGGGCACGGGUGAGUUCAUUAACACGUACUACUGGUGCCGGGUUUGCGCCACGCUCCACAACGAAGAGCAGCUCCGUAAGCCUCGCUGGUACAGCGACCUAAACGAUUGGUGGCGUGGGGCAGGCGUUUGUACCAACGGCUCAUGGAGGAACUUCAAGGCGCGCAAGGACGUGAUCAUCGACGACUGAAUGCUUGAGUCGGUCCAGAUAGUGGGCGUUGGAAUAUAGAUUUCAGUGUUUGAUGUUAUCACUAUUCACCAUCCUCUAUCACUAUUCACUGUCAUUAUGCGCUAUACAUGUGUAAAGAAUUGCUUACUUUUUAUCGGAGUUUUAAGUGAAUGGUUUUUGUAGCUAGCCGUAAGUUAACGAGAGCUCAAAACUAGCACUAGAGUUGCAUGAGGAAAUCAAAAAGCACAGAAGCAGAGCAGUGUAUUCCAACUAGCCCAUAGACUAAAAGAUCUCCCGGCAGAUUGAUGUAACAUAUACAAUACAA
Drosophila guanche is the source of this 2178-nucleotide messenger RNA. It is a transcript of the gene FucTA, whose product is annotated as glycoprotein 3-alpha-L-fucosyltransferase A. Lineage: Eukaryota; Metazoa; Arthropoda; Insecta; Diptera; Drosophilidae. The transcript is spliced from 5 exons. The record is from RefSeq and is a predicted model, not a curated record. Bases 333 to 1874 code for a protein of 513 amino acids. Gene Ontology annotation, cellular component: membrane. Gene Ontology annotation, molecular function: alpha-(1->3)-fucosyltransferase activity.